UUUAAACGAUGGCAAGGCGCGAAUUUUGUAAAACUUUUGGCGCGCUUCUCUCAUCAACAAAAGCUUCAUCAACGAUACUGUGCAGAGCACAAGCAACAAAAACUUUCAAAAUGUCUCUGGUGACAAUUCCAGGCAUGGAUGUUCACAGCGUUGUGAAUUUAAGAGGUCAAAUUCAGGUCAUCUUUGGGCCAAUGUUUUCGGGAAAAACAACUGAGUUACUCAGACGAAUCAAGCGAUACCAAGUAGCAAACCAUCCGUGUAUGGUGAUCAAAUACGAGAAGGACAACCGCUAUGACACAGACGGUGUAGCAACACACGAUAGGCAAAGCCUCAGAGCCUCUGCUUGUUCAGUGUUAGCAGAUAUCAAGGAAAAAGCUAUAGAUUAUUCUGUUUUGGGAAUUGAUGAAGGACAAUUUUUUCCAGACAUUGUAGAGUUCUCAGAAGAAAUGGCCUCUCUUGGUAAAACUGUUAUAGUUGCUGCAUUAGAUGGAACCUUUCAAAGGAAGGCUUUUGGAGCUGUGCUGCAACUUGUUCCUCUUGCAGAAAGUGUUGUCAAACUUAAUGCAGUCUGUAUGCAUUGCUUCAAAGAUGCUGCAUUCACCAAAAGACUAGGGGAGGAGACAAAGGUUGAGGUUAUAGGGGGAGCGGAGAAAUACAUGGCUGUUUGUCGUGAUUGCUAUCAGUUCUCAACUGUCCAUCAAGUGUUAGGUGGGGCUCCAAUAAGGGGGAGCUUUCAUUAAUCAUAACAACUUAUAUUGUGUUAAAGCUAAUAUUUUUUUUUACCUAUAUUCUCAUUUGAAGCUUUGAACAAUGCACAUAAUUAUAGCAAACUUAAAAAAGAAAUCGUGGGUUUAACUGCCAAGCAGUGAUUUCAGAAGUUUUAUAAUAAUUUUAUGGGAAAAGAGAGUAAAACAAUUUGUUUUUAUGGUCAAUUUGAUCAUGCUGAGAUUUGUCUGCAAGUAUUUGUAAAUAGCUUUGUUUACAUGAUCACUGCACACACAAAAGAUAUUUAAAACAUUAAACAAAGACGUACAUUAUUGCCAAAGGGACAGCAUUAUGAAGUUUAAGUAUAGUUUUUGUCUACUCCUACUACAUUAUCAAAAUUUGGUAGCUCUAUUUAAGGAGCACUUUCUCCUGGCUGAGCGUGUCUGUGACUUUUCAUACAUUUAGCCCAAUUCUUGGGUCACAAUUAAAUUAUCUUUUGUAAAAUCAAAAUUUCGUCUUUUGAUAAGGUUGCCACAGAUAUGAAAAAUUAAAGAAUUUAUUGUAAUAAGACAGAUUGCCACAUAAUUUCAUAAAAGUUUGGGAAGUCUCUGUGCACUUUCAUUGAAAGUUUGACAUAUCAUUCAAUUACCUUAAUAAAUUAAUGGAAAUUCUUUGGAUGUCAUUGAAUUUUAAGAAAAUAAUUUAGAUCUCAUUUAUGACUCCCUAUCUGAGCUGUGUGCUUGUGAGUCUUAGUCUCAAUGCUUUCUCAUUAGUACUUGAAGCCAUGAAAGGCUUUUCAUUAAGUAGUUAGAGACAUUUUUACUGGUUGUAUGUUAAUAUUCAAUUGAAGUAGCUGAGUUUUAUUAAUGUCAGGUAUCUUCAUAAUAAAUUUUGAAUCAUUCUCAUUUCACAAUAUGUAAAAACUUUUUCGUAAUAAAAGCUACUGAAGUUAUUCUUGAAAAUAAUUGAAAGGACCUUUAAAGUGAGUGGAUCCUUUUUUAACAGAGUGCACUUUCAAAUUCAACUGGAAAGACAGUGGUAUCUAAAAAAAUGCAAGUUUCAUUCUGUUUCAAAAUGAAUGUUGAAAAGGUAAAGGAAAUCAGCUCUGGAAUCAGAUGUUUAAAUUAUUGCCUGUUUUGUUUUUUUUCUCAGAUAAUAAUAAAGAGGCUUAUCUUACUCAAUACCAAGGCCUUAUUUAUAAAACUAAAAUAACUUUUUGGAGUAAACUUUUCUAUUACAUCCUGUAGAUGAUUGAAAGAGUAAUGUGACAAUUUCAAUGUUACCCAGCAAAUAGGUGACAGAACAGACUGUAGAGCAACUUGGAAGGAAAAUUACAGGAUCAAAUGCAAGUCUUCACUGCUAAACUUUAAUUCUAAAGAUCUGAUCAUUAAUUCUCCUCUCUAGCUACAACACAUUGCCUUGUAAAUUAGUUACAAGAAUUUUGGUGUUGGAUCAAGAUAAUAACUUCUACCUGAUAAGUUUGAGUAUUCUCAUUACCGAUUUGCUGGAUAACAUGGAUAUUGAUUUACAUUCAACUCAUUAUCUCUUUUCUCAUUGGCCAAAAGCAUACAUUGAAUUUUCAAAAUCAGCACCCAGGAUGUUAACUAUCUGCAGGCUAUAAAGUAAUCAUAUCAAGGACACUAAAGGUCUCAGGUAAUCUUGUCAUAUGUGAUAGCAGUGCAUGAUUUCUAUGGAUAAUCAUGUCAAGUUUGUGCACUUUGUGUUGCUUGCUGAUUUGUAUAUUUUUACAUGGUUAGAAAUAAAUUAUCAGU
Pocillopora verrucosa is the source of this 2477-nucleotide messenger RNA. RefSeq names its product thymidine kinase, cytosolic. Gene Ontology annotation, biological process: thymidine metabolic process. The record is from RefSeq and is a predicted model, not a curated record. NCBI's taxonomy places the organism in Eukaryota, Metazoa, Cnidaria, Anthozoa, Scleractinia, Pocilloporidae. Gene Ontology annotation, molecular function: ATP binding; thymidine kinase activity.